Arctia plantaginis is the source of this 1863-nucleotide messenger RNA. The record is from the annotation of a GenBank genome assembly. Lineage: Eukaryota; Metazoa; Arthropoda; Insecta; Lepidoptera; Erebidae.
AUGUCGGACGCAAAAGAAGAACCGCCUCCACCAGUUAAGCGUUAUAGGCGUGAGGAAAAAUCAUCUGAAUCAGAGGAGGACUUAGAUAGUUAUGAACCUUAUGUUCCUGUUAAAGAACGUAAAAAACAGCAAUUACUAAAGCUUGGUAGGCUUGGACAACUUACUGCAGAGGCUACCGCAGAGACUAAAAGCUCCAGUGAUAAUGAUCCUGACGAUGAAACUUCACAAGAAGAAUGGGGUCGCCGCUACAAUGUGUCACUAUUGGACCAGCAUUCUGAAUUGAAGAGGAUAGCUGAGGCACGAGCAUUGUCUGCAGCUGAAAGGCAGGCACGAGAAGAAGAACAUAUACUAGAGAGUGUGGCACAAAGCAAAGCUUUGAUGGGUGUUGCUGAAUUGGCCAAAGGUAUUCAAUACGAAGAUCCAAUAAAAACGUCCUGGCGACCACCGCGCUGCAUCCUGGAGCAGCCAGAGGAACGCCACGAAAGAGUCAGAAGAGAACUAAGGAUACUGGUGGAAGGAGAUGAUGUACCGCCUCCAAUAAGAACGUUCCAACAUAUGAAAUUUCCGAAAGGCGUACUCCGUGGAUUGGAAGCCAAAGGCAUCAAGAAACCCACUCCUAUUCAGGUCCAGGGCAUACCCGCUGUGCUGAGCGGUCGGGACAUGAUCGGCAUAGCGUUCACUGGCUCCGGGAAGACCCUGGUGUUCACGCUACCCAUCAUUAUGAUGUGUUUGGAGCAGGAGUGUAAGAUGCCUUUUAUCAAGAAUGAAGGUCCCUACGGAUUAAUAAUCUGCCCAUCCCGCGAGUUGGCAAAACAGACAUAUGAUAUCAUACUACAUUUUGUGAAGCACUUGAAGAUGUGUGGCAACCCUGAGAUACGCAGUUGUUUAGCCAUAGGAGGUGUGGCAGUAUCUGAGUGCAUGGAGGUCGUGCAGCGAGGAGUUCAUAUCAUGGUGGCCACUCCUGGACGGCUUAUGGACAUGCUGGACAAGAAAAUGGUUCGUUUGAACGUUUGCCGCUACUUAUGCAUGGACGAAGCUGACCGUAUGAUAGACAUGGGCUUCGAAGAAGAUGUCAGAACCAUCUUCUCCUACUUCGCUGGACAGAGGCAGACUCUACUCUUCAGCGCUACAAUGCCUAAGAAAAUUCAAAACUUCGCCAGGUCAGCCCUUGUAAAACCGGUGACUGUAAACGUGGGUCGAGCUGGAGCCGCAUCACUGAACGUUCGCCAGGAAUUGGAGCCGGUGAAGGCUGAAGCAAGGACGGUACACUUGCUGCACUGUCUCCAGAAAACACCACCCCCAGUGCUGGUGUUUGCUGAGAGGAAGCAGGAUGUCGAUGCCAUACACGAAUACCUGUUACUUAAAGGUGUGGAGGCAGUGGCUAUCCACGGUGGUAAAGAUCAAGAGGAGAGAUCAAGGGCUGUGGAAGCGUUCAGAAGAGGAGAGAAAGAUGUUCUAGUGGCCACCGACGUUGCUAGCAAAGGUCUGGACUUCGCCAACAUCCAGCACGUGAUAAACUACGACAUGCCAGAAGACAUAGAGAACUACGUCCACCGUAUCGGUCGUACCGGCCGUGCCGGGGGAGAAGGUGUCGCCACCACCCUCCUUGGACGGGCCGCUGACGACAGCGUGCUCAGGGACCUGGCGCAUUUGUUGACUGAAGCUGGGCAGAAGGUACCGUCUUUCCUGCUGGACAUGAUCGGAGAGCCAGACAUUCCCGUGCCUGACGGUCAAGGAUGUUCCUACUGCGGUGGUCUUGGACACAGGAUUACAGAAUGUCCGAAGCUGGAGGCUGUACAGAACAAACAAGCGUCAAACAUCGGCAGAAGAGAUUAUCUGGCUAACACAGCUGCUGAUUACUAA